AUGUAUCGGAAGUUGUCUAAGUUAGAACACUCGGAAAUAAAACAACUUCUUACAGAAGCUAAUAUAGAUGUUGCAAAACAUUACGCGACAAACAAAAAAGCACUCGCUGACUUCAUUAAAGACUACAAUGGUGCAAUAAGUUAUGAUAGAAUUCAUGAGUUCAUAAAGCCGCAACGCGGCGAGGACGAAGUCCAUGCAAGAGCAUUUCCUUUAAAUGACAUUGCUAUUGACUUAUAUCAUAGACGUUCAGUACCUCAUGAAGUAAGAAGAGAAAUGUUUGACAUAACAAAUGCGAACGUUGGUCAUACUCGUAAAGCUCUUUCGCAUGAUGUUCGUCAAGAGAUGUUUGACAUAACAAAUGCGAACGUUGGUGAAACAAGAAGAAGAGACGACACACUGAAACAACAGAGAAGAGAGAUGUUUAAGAGCGCUAUAGAACAAGUUCGCAAAGCUAACGAUGUCAUUCGUUCCAUUGACGACAAACCAAAAGAAGGUGAGAGAUGGUUAAAGAAAGAUGAAGAGAAUAGGAAGAGAAAUGUGAAGUCAGGCAAUAGACUCAUUGACUUUAACAUCGAAGCUUUAGAUGAACCAAACAGAGACUACUUACACAAACAUUUCGGUAAG
Messenger RNA from Trichomonas vaginalis G3, 624 nucleotides. RefSeq names its product organellar and viral DNA polymerase type B. NCBI's taxonomy places the organism in Eukaryota, Parabasalia, Trichomonadida, Trichomonadidae. The transcript has a single exon. The record is from RefSeq and is a predicted model, not a curated record. The annotation marks the transcript as partial.